Messenger RNA from Setaria italica (foxtail millet), 519 nucleotides. Its product is annotated as cold shock protein 2-like. The transcript has a single exon. The coding region runs from base 1 to 519 and encodes 172 amino acids. The record is from RefSeq and is a predicted model, not a curated record. Lineage: Eukaryota; Viridiplantae; Streptophyta; Magnoliopsida; Poales; Poaceae.
AUGGCGCGAUGGCUGCAGCACCACGCGGCGUCGUUGGUCGCGGGUUGCAGGGUCGAGGCAGGGGCAGGGGACCUUCGUGGUGGUGGCCUCGGCGACGGUGCCGGGUGGGAGGGCAACGGGGGAGGCCAAGGAUCCGCUCAUGCAGGUGCUCCAGGCGCGCCGCCGUCGGACUCCAUACAGAUUGAGAUUGGGCCCAUCGACGCCCUCGCCGACGAGCUCCUCUUCCUCAUCCUCGACUGCGUCGCCGCUACCGCCCCGCGCGCUGCAACGACGUUGUGCGACCUGGGGUGUCUGCUAGCCAGCGGUAGGGCCGGCGGGAGUGCAGCAGAGGGAGGGCGAUGGUGGGGGCGGCGGGAGCCGGGCGGGAGGGAGGCAGGCGGCGGGGGCUGGGCGGGAGGCCAAUGGCGGGGGCGGCGGAGGGACGCCGGCGGGGGUCAGGUGGGAGGGAGGCUGGCGGCGACGGUGGCGGGCGGAAGGACCACUGGGUGCAGGGCGGGUGGGAGAGAGGGUAACAAAUGA